Molecule: messenger RNA, 1536 nt
Organism: Aspergillus glaucus CBS 516.65
Lineage: Eukaryota; Fungi; Ascomycota; Eurotiomycetes; Eurotiales; Aspergillaceae
Exons: 1
Coding region: 183-1199 (338 amino acids)
Source: RefSeq, a predicted model, not a curated record
GUCGAGAUAUAAUAUUAAAGAAUCUAUGCAUCACUUUCGAAGGUAGGACCCCCCUCAGGCUGACCGAAGCUAUAUAUAUCGUUGCUAAUGUGUUGGGAAUAUGUAUAGGAAUCGCAAAAGCAACGAUUUGGGAACCGAAUAUCGAGAGACGAACAGGCUGCCCUUGCACCACGCAGAGAUUCAUGCGACUUGACCAGCCCGUUGACGAGCCGUUGUUGUCCGAAGGGAUGGUGUUGGAACCAGGAAGAACAUACCGACUCCCGUUCUUGUUCGUGGUUCCUUCAGGGCUACUGCCACAAGCGUGUCAGCAUCCGUGCGAACACGCUGAAAUAAAGUGCCAUCAUCUAAAUCUACCACCCAGUCUUGGUCUGGGAUUCUAUCCCAAUCCCAAGGGAAAGAAUUGCUUCUCGCCCAGUCUAGAGCCUGAUACGGCAUCAAUUGCCUAUGCCAUUCGAUUUAAAGCCACCGAAGUCAACCCAAAGACGAACCUACCAAUUACCUCCGCCGACAGAACACACAAAAUCCACGUUCUCCCGAACUUGCCUGAGAUGCCGCCCAUACUCGUCCCUGGAGACAGCACAGCCUAUCAACUAUCGAAGGAGAUUGUUGUUAAAGAGCUGAACGGGGGGAAACUGGGCCGUCUCACUGCGACGGCAAGCCAGCCGAAAGCUAUUCAGCUAGGCCAAAUCCACUCCCGGCCCAUGCAACCCACGCCAACAAUGCUGACUAUCGAUCUUGACUUUCUUCCUGCAAAUCACAAUCAGUUCCCGCCAAGGCCAAAGAAAGUCCAAAGCAAGCUGAAUGCCGUGACUCAUUUCGGCAUUGAGCCGUAUGAAGAUCUGCCUGACCGGAUCCAACAGAGAGAUUUGUAUCCUCUUCAUCGUUCAUUUUGUCGAAAUAUUUCACUCCCAUCCCUGGAUACCACGUCGGUGCAUUGGGAAAAGCGGUGUCCAGGAGUAGACGUCACUGCUUCCGGCGAGAAGAAAAGUGCUGUCUAUACAGCAUCUAUCUCCUUGCCAAUCGUACUGCCCGAGACCGUGGUGUAUACUCCAACCUUCUUCUCUUGCCUGAUAUCUAGAACGUACUCGUUAAAAGUCGAUGUCUCUUUCAACGUCCGUCAUAAAGUGCCAUUUGCGUCGAAAGUCUCUUUAACGAUACCCAUCCAAAUCUGCUCAGAUAUUGCUUCGGAGCAGCGUUGAGGCACAUAUUCUUGUCAGUAAUACCGUAUAUAGCCUUUUCAAAGAAAUAUAUGUUGGAGAGUCUCAGGCUCCGAGAUGCCCCGCUCCGAUUGGCCGCGCUAGCGAGCCCACACUGAUCACGGUGAUGGAGCGAGGCCUCUCUCCCAUCACCAAUGAUCAGGAGAGAUAGCUAGGAAUACAGCACAGUACCAACUAUCAUGUUCCUUUUCGGCCAUAGCCUGACCCACAAUAUACAACAUUCUCCGAACCAGUAGAUUACUCCGGAGUACGGACGGCUUACAUCGGCAGUAGCGGAUCAUCUGGAAAAGGCACAUGAUAACUAACUACUGUUAGCGAA